AUGCAGUUGUUUCUAUAUGUCGUCGUGUUCCUCCUGUCCUUUCGACCGCAGGGGACUCGUGCCGCCCUUCGUUCAUACAGUCUCACGCUACAUGCUGGCACUAGAGCUCCAGAUGGGGUGUCCCGUGAAGUCUAUCUCAUCAACGAUCAACAGCCUGGUCCAUUGAUUGAGGCUGAGGAGGGAGACGACUUGGAGAUCUUCGUGCAAAAUAAUCUGCCGGUCGAACAAACAAUCCAUUGGCAUGGCCUUCUUCAACAUGGUACACCAGACAUGGACGGUGUUCCCGGUGUCACUCAGUUUCCGAUUCCGCCCCAAGGGAACUUCACUUAUCGGUUCUCGACAGGGUCAGAAUACGGCUUCUACUGGUAUCACUCUCAUUUUCGAGCGUAUUACAACGAUGCCGUACGCGGGCCACUUCUCAUACAUCCCUCACCGUCGCGUCGCCGUCCAUUCGAGAGCCUUGCUCGAGAUAGCACAGAAUUAGACGCGAUGCGACAAGCCGAACGAGCUGCUACGCCGCUUCUGUUGACUGACUGGUAUCAUCGACUCUCGGAUGAUAUCUAUGAUGAAUACUUUACCACCGGCGCAUUCCCUCAGUGUGUUGACAGCCUUCUGGCCAAUGGGUAUGGCAGAAUACAAUGUUUGCCUGAAAGUAUUCUUCACGCCGGUCCGGGAUUGGGAUUAGAGUCCAUCAUCGCGAACGAUCCGCAUGAUCCUUUGAGCAUGCCUGGCAUGUCGAUGGACACAAUGUCAUCGUCUUCCAUGUCAUCGUCCUCUAUGUCGAUAGACUCAAUGUCGAUGGACUCCAUGUCAAUGGAUAUGUCCAUGAGCAUGCACAAACGGUCUGAUCAUGCAACAAUGAUGGCAGCAGACUCUACAACCUCUGGUAUGAACAUGCCGUCCGCAACCAGCACGUCCACGUCACCGAUGGCUUCCAUGUCAGGCAUGGCAGACAUGUCCAAUCUUGGUCCCAAAGGUUGCAGUAUGCAAAUGAUGUUCAAACCAGGGUUUAACGCAAGUUCUCUCCCACCAGAGACAUGCAGCAACACCACGUCAGAGCUGUUCAUGUUCAACGCCGAUGCUUCUCAGGGCUGGGUAGCUUUUCAUCUGGUUAACGCAGCUGCCGUGAGCAGGCUGAGCGUCUCACUUGACGGUCACUCCAUGCUCGUCUACGCUGCAGACGGGCUCUAUGUGGAGCCGCAAGAGGUCAAGGUUUUACACAUCUCGAUCGGUCAACGGUAUUCAGUGAUGGUGAGACUCGAUCAGACGCCGGGAAACUACUACCUGCGUUUUGCUUCAUAUCCAUACGGCGAUAUGCAGCAAGUUAUCGAAGAUCAAGCAAUCCUGUCAUACCAGGUCAGGCGUGAAGCUCUAGCUCUUGAUAGCAAUCUUGCUAACUCAUUUCAGACUAACGGUACCAGUAUGACCAAUAUGGACAUAAUGGAUGAUUCUACCUUGACCUGGAUGCUCGUGAACGGGUCAGCCAAACUUACCGCUCCCGAGUUGGACGACCAGAUGCUUGCACCCUUUGACGGGAAUGCGCCCCCAAGCGGGCCAUCAGAUACAACAGAACUGUUCGCCAUUAAUCAGACCGAUAUUGUAACCUGGGUGGUUAAUGGCCAACCAUUUUCGGAACCACAAAGUCCUAUAAUAUACGGGAAUGUCUCCGAUGGCUGGAAUGCUGCCACAACUCUCCACAUGCCUGGCAACUCGACAAUUGAUCUUAUCAUGUAUGUCGCGAACGACUCGAUGGAUACGAUGGGGCAUCCCAUGCACCUCCAUGGUCACAAAUUCUGGUUUCUGGGGUCGGGUGAAGGCGUGUUUCCAUAUCAGUCUGUGACGGACGCACCUUCAUCCAUGAUAAACUUACGCAAUCCUCCUUAUCGAGAUACCAUAGAUUUGCCGCCGUCAGGGUGGGCCGUUAUCAGAUAUGUUACCGACAACCCAGGAACGUGGUUGUUCCAUUGCCAUGUGCAGUGGCAUCAAGUGAGCGGAAUGGGAGUGGUACUCGUCGAAGAUGAGGAGCGAAUGCGAAGUAUGGUGGGGUCGAUCGAGGACGCCGCCAACAAUCCAAACACAGCUGCGUUGGCAACAUCUUUGGCCAGAUCUACAGUGAUUCCCACUUCCUCAUAUUCAGCUGCCUUGUGCGCAGCAGUAUUGAGCCUUCUAUUUCAUUAA
Molecule: messenger RNA, 2178 nt
Organism: Lithohypha guttulata
Lineage: Eukaryota; Fungi; Ascomycota; Eurotiomycetes; Chaetothyriales; Trichomeriaceae
Exons: 8
Coding region: 1-2178 (725 amino acids)
Molecular function (GO): copper ion binding; oxidoreductase activity
Source: RefSeq, a predicted model, not a curated record